AUGGUUGGUAGGUCAUGGUUUCACGUUCCGCUGCAGAUUAAGAAGGCUCUCAAGGGUCUGAGAGUUGAGGUCUCCCACCGAGGAGAGGUGCGCAGGAAAUACCGCAUCAAUGGCUUGACAAAGCAGUCUAGCAGAGAUUUGAGGUUCAAAUUAUCGACCGGCGAAACCAAGACUGUGAGGGACUACUUUCGAGAAACCUGCAAGCUGCAACUAAGUUACGAUUUUCUCCCCUGCCUGCAAGUUGGUACAGAACAAAAACCGAACUAUCUUCCAAUGGAGGUUUGUGCAUUGGAGGCCAAGUUGCUGCUGUGGUGGUAUGGCAAGACUGAACUCAACUCAUCGGCUGUGGCAAAAUGA
Messenger RNA from Triticum turgidum subsp. durum (durum wheat), 357 nucleotides. Lineage: Eukaryota; Viridiplantae; Streptophyta; Magnoliopsida; Poales; Poaceae. The record is from the annotation of a GenBank genome assembly.